AUGCUCCUUUCCGCCCCUGCGCGCGUCUCUGCCGCUGCGGCUCCCGCCAACGCGACAGCGCCUGCUAACGCGACUGCAAAGGCUGCCGCGCCUGCCAACGCGACGAAGACAGUAAAUGCUACAAAAUUCGCCAACAGCGCGAUCGGAGUGGCGACGGCGAGGCUGAGCAAGGGCGCGGGCGAAGGAAAGAAUUCCACAUGCGCGUACUACGGAAACUACAACGCUAACCCUUACUUCGGCAAGGGGCUCACCGCGAAGCUUCCUGACGCACUCUUCGGCAAGCGAUGCGGCGCGUGCUUCAAGGUGAUCUGCAGCAACGACACGAAGCGCUGCCGCAGUGGCAAGGCCACUGUCACCGUCCGCGUCGUCGGCGCGACGAAGGCGGAGGGGAAGCAGAUUUCCCUCUCCGCCGUCUCAUGGGCGAAAAUCGUGCAGGGUUCGGAAGCCGCCCCUGUUAACGUCACGUACAAGCGCACCAACUGCGUUUCCACCGCCGGAUCGGCGGUGCGCGUGCGCAGCAACUCUACCGCGGAGAAAUUCAACAUCCAGAUGGUGGGUCUGGCCGGGCCCGGUACGCUUAUCGCGGUCGAGCUUAGCGCGGAUGGCAAGUGGGUGAAGCUGACCCGCGACGAGAACAGGGCGAUCUGGGGGAUCAAGGGCAAGGAGGCGAAGGAGGUUGUGGGCGCGAAGAAGGCGAUGAGCGUUCGCCUCACUGCGGGACACACCCAUGAGAAGAUCACUCUCGAAAAGGUCGUUCCCGCCGACUGGAAGCCCAUGACGCUGUAUUCUUCCAAGAGCAACUUCAAGAAGCUCAUGGCUGAGGCUAACUCCGUCCGUCCACUCUCUGCAUUCCACUCUCUGCUGUCCUCCUUCCCUCUGGCACAGCAGCAGAUAUGCCCACUCCUGUAG
Molecule: messenger RNA, 909 nt
Organism: Closterium sp. Naga37s-1
Lineage: Eukaryota; Viridiplantae; Streptophyta; Zygnematophyceae; Desmidiales; Closteriaceae
Source: the annotation of a GenBank genome assembly